This is a messenger RNA of Pelodiscus sinensis (Chinese soft-shelled turtle), 2824 nucleotides long. The record is from RefSeq and is a predicted model, not a curated record. Lineage: Eukaryota; Metazoa; Chordata; Testudines; Trionychidae.
CAGACACUGGCUCCCACUUCGCACCGCCGGAGCUCGGGCGAGCGCGCUUGGUCCGUCCCGCUCCCCUUGCUGCCCUGGAGAGUCUCGCCCGGGCCAGGAGAACGCGCCCCGCCGGCUCCCGAAAGCCCCGGGCCGCAGCCCCAGUCCGGGAGAGGAGGGAGCCGAGGGAGCGCGCGUGGAUUGUUAGGGCCGGGCGGCAGCUGCACCUGGGCAGGCGCAGGGGGGCGGCAGCUGCUGGGGGGGGGGGUCUCCCUUCCCCAUGGGGGGCUCCAUGCCCGGCCUGCAGCAGGCGGCUCUGGGAGACGGGGCUGGCCCCCUCUAGGGGCGGUGAAUGCAGGGGCGCCUCGGACCGCGGAGACUCCUCGCUCGGGAGAGAACUUUCCCUUUCGGCCCCCGCCGGCUGGCGCUGUGACAUCCGCCCCACGCGUGGGGGGCUGCGCGUUAUCCUGUUGCUCCAAGGCCCCCCCGGCGCCCGCCGCAGCCGGGCCCAGCGAAGAGCAGCGGGGGAGAGAGCAGCGCUCGGAGCAACACGCGAGGACAAAAGCCAAGAGUCUCGGCACUGAAGGGCAAUUAUGCCUCAGCUGUCGGGCGCCGGAGGCGGCGGCGGGGGGGACCCGGAGCUGUGCGCAACCGAUGAAAUGAUCCCGUUCAAAGACGAAGGCGACCCUCAGAAAGAGAAGAUCUUCGCCGAGAUCAGCCACCCGGAGGAAGAAGGCGACUUGGCUGACAUCAAGUCCUCGCUGGUGAACGAGUCCGAGAUCACCCCCAGCAGCAAUGGGCACGAGGUUUCCAGGCAAGCCCAAGGUCAGGAAUCCUAUCAUGACAAAGGCAGAGAACAUUCUGAAGAAGGAAAACAUCCAGAUGGUGGCUUAUACAGCAAAGGCCCAUCCUACUCUGGUUAUUCUGGGUAUAUCAUGAUGCCAAAUAUGAAUAAUGACCCCUACAUGUCUAAUGGAUCUCUGUCUCCACCCAUCCCUAGAACAUCAAAUAAGGUGCCAGUGGUGCAGCCUUCACAUGCAGUUCAUCCUCUUACUCCACUUAUCACUUACAGCGACGAGCACUUUUCUCCAGGGUCACACCCUUCACACAUCCCUUCAGAUGUCAAUUCCAAACAAGGCAUGUCCAGGCAUCCUCAAGCUCCUGAUAUCCCUACCUUCUAUCCCUUGUCUCCUGGUGGUGUAGGACAGAUAACACCACCUCUUGGCUGGCAAGGUCAGCCUGUAUAUCCCAUCUCGAGUGGAUUCAGGCAGCCCUACCCAUCCUCACUCUCAGUCGACCCUUCCAUGUCCAGGUUUUCACAUCACAUGAUUCCUGGACCUCCAGGCCCUCACACAACUGGAAUCCCUCACCCAGCUAUUGUAACACCUCAAGUCAAACAGGAACAUCCACACACUGACAGCGACUUAAUGCAUGUGAAGCCUCAGCAUGAGCAGAGAAAAGAGCAAGAGCCGAAAAGACCUCACAUUAAAAAACCUCUGAAUGCUUUCAUGUUAUACAUGAAAGAAAUGAGAGCAAACGUCGUAGCAGAGUGUACUCUGAAAGAGAGCGCAGCUAUCAACCAGAUUCUUGGCAGAAGGUGGCAUGCUCUCUCCCGUGAAGAACAAGCUAAAUAUUAUGAACUAGCUCGUAAAGAAAGGCAGCUACACAUGCAGCUUUACCCAGGCUGGUCUGCAAGAGAUAACUAUGGGAAGAAAAAGAAGAGGAAGAGAGAAAAACUACAGGAGUCAACAUCAGGUGGGAAAAGAAAUGCGUUCUCAACAUGCAAAGCAAAGGCAGCGACGCCAGGACCCCUUCUGGAGAUGGAAGCUUGUUAAUACCCCAGGUGUGUCCUUCAUCUGUACAGACCACCCCCACGGGUCUUUCCAGGAUGUUGAAUUCACCAUGAUGUCACUGCUAAAGACACUGAAUCAUAAAGACAAUCACUGCCAAAAUAUUUCACUACCACAGGACCCCAGCCCUGAUUAUAGAAUGGAGCAAAUGAGUAUUUCAGAUUGCUCAGGUUGGCAGAACAUCUUUCAUCUUCACCUUGCACUCCUAAGCCUGUCUCUCUCCUGUUUCCAUACUGAGUCAGCAACAGGUAGGUCAGCUGUUUCUGCCUGCUUCAGCCAACUGAACACAGCUACCCACAUGUAGCACAUUGAAGAAUGGAAGUCAUCUGGACGAGGAAGAUGCUCAGACUUUUUUUUAUUUAAUGGUGCAAAAGGAUCAAUUUUGUUUUUAGCUUUAAGACACUUGAAUGCUUUUAUAUUUUAACUCUUAGUUUCUAACUUCAUUGGUGUAUAUUUUACUAGCUGUGAGCUUUAAAUAAGCUUCAACUAUCUGAUUUUUUUUAAGUAUUUUUUUUUCUGACAGAGGAGAAGAAAAAAAACCUGUAUGGAAAACGUGGCUUUUUGUUAAACUAUUUGUAACAAAUAGUGGCCUCUCAGUCUAUGUAAUAGAGUGUCCUAGAGAACUUAAAUAAAUGUAACACCACAGUCAGGUGGUCAGUAGACAUGUCACUCCUGUUUCAUUUACACUCUGUAAACAUAAGCAAUACAUCCAGUAAAUUCAACUGCAGUGAGUUCUUCUCACCCCUUUCCCUCUUCCUUGUAAAAACAACAAAAAGCCCAGCACUUGAAUUUACUUCACUUGUUCUGUAUUUGUACCUGUUUUUGUUAGCCUGUUAGUGGGAUUUUAUGCCAGUUGCUAAAAUGAGCAUCGAUGUACCCAUUUUUUAAAAGGCACAGCCUUUGCCAAAAAUGUUGUCAACUGAUUUUUUUGUCAUUCCAGUUUGAGUUAAUGUGCUGAGCAUUUGUUUUUUUUAAUAAAAGCUUUGUAAUAAAAA